Molecule: messenger RNA, 1514 nt
Organism: Sebastes umbrosus (honeycomb rockfish)
Lineage: Eukaryota; Metazoa; Chordata; Actinopteri; Perciformes; Sebastidae
Product: cerebellin-1
Exons: 4
Coding region: 556-1179 (207 amino acids)
Cellular component (GO): glutamatergic synapse; synaptic cleft
Molecular function (GO): protein binding
Source: RefSeq, a predicted model, not a curated record
UCGUUAGAGAGAGAGCGAGAGAGAGAGAGAGGGAGAUGGGGAAAUGAGAAAAGAUAGGGAGAGGAAAAGAUAAAGCUGAAGGUAACGGGGAACAGGGCUCUUGGGAUGCUCUAACUUUACUGAAGAAAGCUGGUUUCUGUAUGACGCUGCAGAGCCAAGGCUAAGAGUGAGAGGCCUGAAGCCUUGACAGCCUCCAAAUCCGUUUGUUUGGCUUGUUGUGGUGUGCAGAACUGGAUAACCACCAACUAUUAUCAUAAGGACUUCCUGUCUGCUGUUCUGGGAAGCCAUUGUCUUGGUGCCAACUAAAAGUCCUCCCCAGAGAGACUCCGUGUCCACCCGAUGUUGGCGGAACUAUUAGCUGAGGAUUACAUAAAUUAUUUAAUGACACAUGAGCGGCAAGAAAUCCUUGGUUGAAGUGUUUUUUCCAGGUGAAAUUAUGAUCUUGGUGCUAAAGUGAGGUGUUCUUCAAAAAGACACAUUCUUGCUGAAGAGUUGUGGCAGCCAUAUUGUCACUGUUUCCCCUGAAACACCCAAAGCUCACCCUCAUUUGGAACAAUGCCCUGUCCAUCUCCACCCCCUCCGCCCUACCUUGCUCCCUGCUCAGUCUUUUUUGUUGGACUGCUGCUUCUGCUCCAGUGGGGGCCCUCAGAGGUCAGUUGCCAGAAUGACACAGAGCCAAUCGUGUUGGAGGGAAAGUGUCUGGUGGUGUGCGACUCCACUCCCUCUGCGGAGCCAUCGGGUAAUGCUCUGGGCAUGUCGGUGAGGUCAGGAACUGGUCGGGUGGCGUUUUCAGCCAUCCGAAACACCAACCACGAACCCUCGGAGAUGAGCAACCGCACCAUGACCAUCUACUUUGACCAGAUCCUAGUAAACGUUGGCAGCCAUUUCGAUCCAGCGAGGAGUAUCUUUGUGGCCCCUAGAAAAGGAGUCUACAGUUUCAGCUUUCAUGUUGUCAAAGUUUACAACCGACAGACAAUACAGGUGAGUUUGGUUCUCAACGGCUGGCCGGUGAUUUCAGCCUUCGCAGGUGAUCAGGACGUGACCAGGGAAGCGGCCACCAAUGCUGGGCUGGUGAUGAUGGAGAGAGGGGACAAGGCUUACCUCAAACUGGAGAGGGGGAACCUGAUGGGAGGGUGGAAGUACUCCACUUUCUCCGGCUUUCUGGUGUUCCCCUUGUAGAUUAGGUCAGGCUUAUGUUCUUGUCAUAAUCAAGGGUGUGGAGGGGAGGGCAGGCAAUGAAAUAAAGAUUUCACAGACAGGAGGCUUGAAUUCAAUCAAACUGCUUUGAUGCAUCCUUAUGUAUCAGAUAGAACGGUGAGAUCACUCAGCACCAAAUAGUCCUGAAUGUAAUUUCCAUUUCCAUUGCACUUGUAUGGCUCACUGUUGACUGUAAUGUGUCGUCUAUGCUUGCUUACAACAGCCUGUUGAGAGGUUUGUAAAUUUUCUUUCAGGCCUAAUGCAUGAAAUACAGGGUAGCAAAUCUUUGUGGCAAUAAAGAAAAUGAUAGUGUCCUU